Perkinsus marinus ATCC 50983 is the source of this 162-nucleotide messenger RNA. RefSeq lists its product as hypothetical. Lineage: Eukaryota; Perkinsozoa; Perkinsida; Perkinsidae. The coding region runs from base 1 to 162 and encodes 53 amino acids. The transcript has 2 exons. The record is from RefSeq and is a predicted model, not a curated record.
AUGAGGACUCGAUACCCCUCGAAGAAGUCGUUCAUGCCGGACCAAGACGAGGCCCGUAAGGUCAAGAGAUUGAUCAAGCUCAUAAGGGCGGGAAUUAUCAAGUCUAAGGAGGAGAAGCCUGCGAAGGAGGAUCAUAACCAUCUCCAGAGUAACCGCCAGUGA